Messenger RNA from Cheilinus undulatus (humphead wrasse), 5985 nucleotides. RefSeq names its product phytanoyl-CoA dioxygenase domain containing 1 (gene phyhd1). The record is from RefSeq and is a predicted model, not a curated record. The coding region runs from base 3127 to 4005 and encodes 292 amino acids. The transcript is spliced from 12 exons. NCBI's taxonomy places the organism in Eukaryota, Metazoa, Chordata, Actinopteri, Labriformes, Labridae.
CACAGUAAUACCAUGAUCAGUGAACCAGUUUCUGGUAGUUCUGGCUUCACUGUGGACAGGUGCCAAGUCCGGCUGGAAAAGGUAAUCAGUAUCUCCAUAAAGUUUCUCAGCAGAUGGAAGCGUACGGCUCUUAAAUCUCCUGAUAGAUGGCUGACAGUGUUGAAUCUGGACUUGAUAAAAACCAGUGGACCAACGGCAGCAGAUGAAAUGACACCCUAAACCAUCACUAACUGUGGAAACAGCAAACACUGGACUACAAACUCCCUGGAUUCUGUGCCUCUGAGAUCUUCCUCCAGAUUCUGGGAAAUUGAUUUUCAAAUGAGAUUCAAAAUUUUGUUUUAUCUGUUAACAGGACUUUGGACCACUGAGCAACAGUCCAGGUCUUGUUCUUCUUAGCCAAGGUGAGACGCUGCUUCAGGAUUGGCUCGACACUUAGAACGGGGAACUUAUAGUCCACUUCCUGGACUCAUCUGUGUGGUGCCUCUUGAUCCACUGACUCCAGUCUCAGUCCACUCCUUGUGAAACUCCCCUAAGUUCUUGAAUCUGUUUGACAAUCCUCUGAAGCUUGAGCUCAUUAUUGUUUCCCCUUCUCCUUUUCUUACAACACUUUUCUCUUCAGCCAACUUUCCAUGAACAUGCUUUGACCCAGCCUCUGAGAACAGCCUUGGCUUUCUGCAGGGACCUUUUGUGGCUUACCCUCUUUGUGCAGGAUGAUAAUGAUUGUCCUCUGGACAUUUGUCCAGUCAGCAGUCUUCCUCAUGAUUGUGGUUGUGUAUACUUAACCAGAGUGAGUGAAUGAAGGCUCAGGAAACCUUUGCAAAUUGUACUUUCCACAAUAUUCUAAUAUUUUGAGAUAGUGGAUUUUUGAUUUUCAUGAGCUGUAAAGCAUAAUCAUCGAUAUGGAAACAACGCUCUUUUAGAAGCUCUAUGGAGCUUGCACAUCUACUGGCUACAGUACGGUAGUUGAGCUUCCAGCCUCUGAUGAUUGUUGUGAGAUGAGCAUUUCCAGCCAAACCGUAACUCAGCAGUAAUGGUAACAGUAAUGCUAUGCUUCCCAUUCCUUUUGAUUGCACAAUUAUGACCUAAGGAGGGAGAAAAGCAGUUAAAAAGUGGCACCAAACCCCGGCAGUCUGGCCUGUGUUGUGUAUUCCAGUGUGUUUGAAACAGUAAAGCAGCUGUUUGAAAUACAAUGUGGAUUUUUGAUCAUCUGCAUGUAUUUACAAUAAUGAUGUUAUUUGUUUUGGCACUUUAUUCUUGUAUAUAAGUUGCAGUCAAAAAUUUUGAUGAAAAUUUCGUACUAAAAGUGCAGCUUAAACACCAAAUCUUUCGGUAAUACUUUUAUUUUUAAGGUUGUAUAGUUGCUAAAAUAAUGCACUUUUUUCUGUACUAAAGAUGAAUAUUGGCCUUCAUUUUAUUGAUUUCUGGUUGUUUUGAGGUAUCGCUGCAUCCCUAAUUUUAGCAUAAUCACCCCCCCUCAGCAUCAUGACUCAUCUCCAGUCAGACAAAUUUUUCUCUGUCUCAGAUUUUCCCGUUGUUAACAUUUACAUGGAGCUCCACUAAUGAUUUUCACCUCAGUCAUGUAUUUUUCUGACCUCCAGAGCUGCGCCCCGUUGUCCACAGUCACUUCCCCUCCGAGUCACACGAUGAGUACGCUGAAACCUGCGGCCCCGCUCCCUUUUCCUGCGUGUCAGCGUCGGUGACUCACUGGGGUGAAGGUCUGAGAUGAGGUCAGUGAGUUGUUUGUGGAGCACGAAAGCAGGAAGUUUUUAUAGCUAAUACCCUCACCCACCCACUCCCCUCCUCCCACCCCCAUGGUUACAUGAAGAAUCUCAUGCCUGCACUUUAGGUUAUAUCACAGCAGAAGCAGCCCAGUGUCAUAGAAACAAUCGAAACAAUCAAAUAAUGCUUCAUACAGCUUUAAUUUCUAAUUUUUAAUGUUAUUUAUGCCUUAAGUAAUGAGUAAAUUUCUCACAUCUUUGAAAAUAGCCUUCCUCCUCCAACAAAAGAUUUAACAACUGCACAGAAACAUCUCUAGACAAUCCGACAGACUGAAAAGAAAGGGGCAAUCCCUCUCCUGUUCAACUAUAGCGAGUAUCAGAAACCCUAAAGCUAUACCUCUAGUUUGGAUGGUCUUAAAUCAUUUCACUUGAACUUGAAAAUGUUCAAAACUGCCAUGAUUUCAUCAACAACUCAUCUCUGCUUAUGUAUGAAGAUUUCUCAGUUUGUGAUUGUAUUUAUUAGAUAUGAAAGCCUGUAGAUCAGGGGUUUAUGAAAGCAGUCUGGCAUUCAUUUCAUCCCCACCAGUGAGUUUUUAUGCUGAAGUUGUGUAUUACAGCCCUAUAGAGAGCUCCCCGCCAACAUCAUCAACCACUGUUAAAUCUGAACUGUUAGCUAGAUGGACAGACCUGCUAGCUCCGUCUGUGUCUCACGUGACAAGGCCUUUACUAAUGAAUUGUUGCCAAGUGGACUGAACACUGGCUUUUUAAAGCGGGACGUCUGUAUAAAUGGACAACUGAACUUUGAUUUACUAAUGUUCAGACGCUACUUUUGUACCAUUCUGACACAUGAUAAUAAAAUAAACACUUAACACUAAAAGCCUGUUGCAGUUCCUCACUGGGUGGACGGGGAAAAUCCAACGUUUGAUAAUGCUGAGAAAUCAAAAUGACUGAUGUGAGGUUUUAAAACCUACUUCUUCUUUUUUCUUCCUGAUAGUUUGAGUCAUGGCUAACGACAUCUACCUCAAGCACAUGAGAGGCGCUUUUGGUUUUUAUCGAUUUCAGUGAUCCUGUUGGACAAAGAGGAACCUCCAGUCUGCUGAUUUAGUCCUAUGGAUGUGCAACAGGACCACCAGAUGGCGCCAUUCUUCCUCCCUCUUUAUUUCACGGUUUAGCAAUGAGACAGGCGAUAUCUAGAGGCCAGACUUCGCUACUGCAGUAUCACAGUGUAUGUUGCUUCUGUUGUGCAACGAAAGCGUCGAAGUCCAAAAUCCUCUUCAAGCUUCUGUGGGGUUACUCUUUACCUACCGACGCGUCACGUGGUCGGAAAUUAGUGCAUGCGGGCAGAGAAGUACCCGGAUGAUACACAUCCUAUCUGACUAACAGGCGGGACCGAACCGAGCAGAGAACCAUGGAUUUUAUGACGGAUCAAGAUGUGCAAAGGUACCUGGAGGACGGGUAUGUCAUCCUGGACGGGCUGCUGACCCCACAGGAGUGUGACGAGCUGAGGCAGAGGAUGUCAGAGAUAGUGGACCAGAUGGACGUCCCUGAGCACUGCCGCACCACCUUCUCCACCUAUCACGACGAGCAGCUCAAAACACAGGGAAAUGCUGACUAUUUCAUCACCAGCGGAGAUAAGAUCCGCUUUUUCUUUGAGAAAGGAGUUUUUGAUGACAAAGGGGAGUUCAUUGUACCAAAGCAGCGGUCACUAAAUAAAGUCGGGCAUGCCCUCCAUGCCUAUGAACCAUUGUACAAGAAGGUUACACAUUCACCCAAAGUGCAGGGUAUAGCAAAGAAGCUGGGCCUUGUAAGUCCUGUGAUUCUGCAAAGCAUGUUCAUUUUUAAGCAACCUGGGAUAGGAGGAGAAGUGACACCACAUCAAGAUGCCACAUUUCUGUAUACGGAGCCUCUGGGUAGAGUGAUGGGGCUGUGGAUCGCCCUGGAAGACGCCACUGUUAACAAUGGCUGCCUGUGGUUUAUCCCAGGAUCGCACAACAGUGGUAUUUCUCGGCGUAUGGUGCGCACCCCAAAAGGCACCUUUCCCCUGACGGACUUCACUGGUCGAGAGCAGGAAUAUGACGAGAAAAAGUUUAUUAGUGUACCGGUUAAAAAAGGAGGUGUAGUCCUGAUCCACGGGGAGGUUGUUCAUCGCAGUGCUGAAAACACGUCUGAAGACUCCCGUCAUGUCUACACCUUCCACAUUAUGGAGUCCCAGGACACAUGCUGGAGCCCCGACAACUGGUUGCAGCCCACUGAGGAGCUCCCCUUCCCAUCUCUCUACACAAAAUAAAGGAUAAUUUUAGUAUUUGUUGCUACAGCUCAGGCAAAGACGAGCUCUAUGCUUUCCUGAAGAAGGACCAAUUUGAAUGAAUGAACUGUUUUUAAGGGUGAAAUCUUGCCAUUGGCUUGAAUUGUAUAAGACGCCAUAUUUUUCUCUAUAUUGCAAUUAGAAAAGAGCAAAGUUAAUGUCAAACAGUUAUCUAUAUUUUCUAAAUGGAUAUUUUAAUAGUCAGGGAAAACAACUUAAUACCUUUUUUUUACAUUUUCAAUAUUUAUAGAGAACCAAUAGGAACAUGGGCUGAAAAAAUAUUUCAAGAAAACUUUCUGGUGCACAUCAGAAACUAACCUGAGAUCACAAAAAGUUUAUUUUUCUUCUUGUGAUUUAAUUCAACAAGUGAAACUUCAAUAUAUUCUAGAUCCAUCCUAUACAAAGUGAAAUAUUUCAAAACUUACAGCUCACACAGAUAAAAAAUCCAUUAUCUCAAAAUAUUAGAACAUCACAAAACAUCAGUCCAAAAAAGAUUUAUAAUACAGAAAUGUUGACCUUCUGGAAAAUUCUGCUCUUUUAUGCACUCAGUAAUUGGUUGGAGCUCCUUUUGCAUGAAUUAUUGCAUCAGUGCGACAUGGCAUGGCGCCAAUCAGUCUGUGGCACUGCUGGGGAGUUAUAAAGCCCAGGUUGCUCCGAUAAUAGCCUUCAGCUCUUCUGGAUUGUUGAGUCUGGUGUCUUACAUCUUCCUCAGAGAUCCUCUAUGGAGUUCAGGUCAGACCAGUUGGCUGGUCAGUAAAAGGUCAGUAAACCAGACCAACGGUCUAGUUGUUUCUCUCCUUAGCUCAGGUGAGACGCUACUGACGUCUGUGCUUCAAGAUUGGCUGGACACUCAAACACCACACUUGUAGUCCAGUUCCUGGACCCGUCUGUGUGGUGGCUCUUUAUCCUCUGACUCUAGCCUCAGUCCACUCCUUGUGAAGCUCCCCUAAGUUCUUGAAUCUGCUUUGUUUGACAAUCCUCUGAAGGCUGAGCUAAUCCCUGUUGCUUGUGCUCCUCUUCUUACCACACGUUUCCCUUCUAGUCAGCUUUCCAUGAAUCUGCUUUGAUACAGUCUCUGAGAACAGCAGGGACCUUCUGUGGCUUACCCUCCUUGUGGAGGGUGUCAAUGAUUGUUCUCUGGACAUUUGUCACAUCAGCAGUCUUCCACAUGAUUGUGUGUGAACUCAAUUUGAGCAAGAUUGAAGGCUCAGGAAACCUUUGCAAAUUUUCCACACUACUCUAAGAGUUUGAGAUAGCGGGUUUUUGUGAGCCGUGAGCCGUAAUUAUCGAGAUUAAAACAAAGUCUUGAAAUACUUCACUUUGUAUGAGAUUAAUCUAGAAUUUAUGGCCUCACUUCUUGAAUUAAUUCACAGGAAAACUAAACUUUUUUUGUGAUAUUUUAAUUUUAUGAGAUACACUAGUAUAGUCAGUUCAAUCAGCUGUUGCAGUCAUGUGUCCAUGGGAAAGUCAGAUGAUUUUAAAGCACUGUAAAUCUUACGUCCUUCCACAACUCAUUCUUUUAUACUCUUUCUGCCCAUGUCCCUCUUGGAGCUUCAUAAAUCAUCCAUGCAAAAGCCAACAUUUUACAGUAGAUACACUUGUAUCAGGCGACUUAGUAUUCACAUGCAUAACUCUUGUUGGUGUGUUUUUAUGUGUUAGAAGAAGACGGCAGAGCCUGUUUUUUUACAGACAACAGGAUUGUAUUUUCAAGUAAUUUCAUCUUAAGAUGCAACUUAAAUAAUUUAAAAAACAUGUGCGUAUAAACAAUCAUGAAUCACAACAACAUAUCCUAUAUGAAGAUUUAAAACAAACUGAAAAGCAAAAUGUAUGCAGUCAAAGAAAGUUCACUCAGAGCUCUUCAGCUGUGAAAUAAUUUCUAAACAAAAUCUGUUUUAAUCUCUGACCUCCAAAACACUCAACAUGCAGCAUUCCUUUUUUUUUAAAAAUGUAAUAAUGGCAAAU